AUGAAGACGGUUUACCCACUCCUUACUUUCUUCUCUGCCGCCAUCGUCGCGGCCGGCCCAGUACCUAAACAUGCCAUCCGAACCAAUGUUGAAGCGCCAACGCGUAUUCACGUACGCACCGAGCAUGUCGUAGAGCCUGCUCCAGCGCCUGCUCAUAUGCCGGCACCUGUUGAUGCGGAGGCAGAAAAGCAGCGCUUAGCUGACGCAGAACACAAAGCGGCCGCAGAUGCGAUGGAGUCUAUGCAUGUGGCAAAGGCGCAAGCAGAGGAUAAGGCACAUCAAGAGGCCGCUGCAAAGAUGGAGGCGGAGCAUGUUGCCAAAGCGGAGGCCGAGGCCAAAGCACAUCAAGAGGCCGCUGCGAAGAUGGAGGCAGAGCAUGUGGCUAAAGCAGAGGCCGAGGCCAAAGCACAUCAAGAAGCCGCUGCUGCCAUGGAGCAAAUGCAUGCUCAACAAGAAGAAGCCAAAGCUGCCGAACACAAAGCUCAAGCAGAUGCUAUGGAGAAGAUGCAUGCAGAACAGGAGCAGGCAAAGGCGGCCGAACACAAGGCUGCUGCCGACGCGAAAGAAUUGGAACACCAGCAGCAGGCCAAAGAGAUGGAGGCUAUGCACGUCGCUCAAGAGAUGGCCAGCAUCGAAAACCAAAAGGCUAAGCAGACAGCUGCACCUAUCGCGCACAUGCCAUCGCCGCCAGUUGUCGAGGAAACACCACCUAUGGUCGAACACAAUCCCCCUUCGAAUGCUGUUCAUGAGACACCAGCAGUUGUGGCCCCUGAAGCUCCUCCCGCAAACCAUCCAUCACCCCCAGCUAUGACUGCCCAUCCCGAUAUGCCACCAGCCCCCGAACACCCAAUGCCAAUUGCUGAACCUCCAGCUGUAACUCACGUCCCUUCACCAGCCAACAUGACCAUCAUGUCUCCCGCUCCACCGGCACCCAUCGCUACUGAAAGCUUUUCCCUGGUCAUGGGCGAGGCUGUAGCAUCCUCAGCUACACACGCUCCAGCCAUGCAUACUGAGCCCCCCACCCCUCCCAUGGCUAACGGUAAUGCCAACUCUACUGCUCCAAAUCUUGCUGAGCAGCCUGCUCAGACACCACCUAUGGAAGCCCCGGCCGCGGAAAUGGAGCAGCAGCAAAAGGCCGAAGAGGAAGCCCAGAACGAGGCUGGAGAGGAAGCUCAGAACGAGGCUGGAGAGGAAGCUCAGAACGAGGCUGGAGAGGAAGCUCAGAACGAGGCUGGAGAGGAAGCUCAGAACGAGGCUGGAGAGGAAGCUCAGAACGAGGCUGGAGAGGAAGCUCAGAACGAGGCUGGAGAGGACGCCAAGCAGGCUGGGGAAGAGGAGCAGAUGAACCAAGACAAUCAGGAUACAGCAGGUGAAUCAAACAACCAAGAAUCUGGCCAAGCCGCCCAGCCUGAGGUGCCAGUGGAGGCUGUAGAGUCCGAACCUGAGCCUGCUGAACCUGAACCUGCACAGGCCGGUCCGGCGCCUGCUGAGGAUGCAAAGCCCGUUGUCGAAUACCCCGCAGGAUUCCUAACUGGUGCAAAACGUGCAAUGAAGCUAUGA
Messenger RNA from Plenodomus lingam JN3, 1560 nucleotides. RefSeq lists its product as uncharacterized. NCBI's taxonomy places the organism in Eukaryota, Fungi, Ascomycota, Dothideomycetes, Pleosporales, Leptosphaeriaceae. The record is from RefSeq and is a predicted model, not a curated record.